AUGGAUGAUUUCAGUGAAAAUGAUAUCGUGCAUUAUGGCGAUGUUGAAUCCGGUUCGGCGCUUUUACGACACCAAUACGACUCAGUGGCUGUGGAGAAGGCAAAUCCUUCUCCUCAACUACCACUUUGUAAUCGACGUAAACGCCGACGUAUAGAGGAGCAGUCGAAUAACAAAAAUUCUUUAGUUCCAUCAGUUAAUACUUCUCAUUUAACGUGGAAACCGAAAACUUAUCACCGUCGCUGGGAUGAGAUAUGGAAUUACUGUACUGAUAACAAAUGUCCAUAUGUUCCUGCAUCUGCUAUGCAGUUAAUACGACAUCUGGAACAAGGUCAUCAAGAAUUUGUUAAUAUUAAUCCGCUUGUUGUGCUGAUAGAAACACGUCCAAAAAGCACUGAAAAUAAUGGCAGUAUGAUAAAUCUUGCAAUGGAUUAUGGUGAUUACCUGAUGAGUCGUUUUUAUGUCCCCCUUGCAGUGAAUAUGUCCAACUCGUCUUUAAGUAUGCCAAAAUACUCUUGUUCUGUAUGUGGUUGGAUUAGCAAGAGUCAGAGGGCAUUAAGUAAUCACCUUAAACGCACUCAUGCACAAUUGACUGUUGAGCGUAUAGAGAAUCCCAAAGUUAUGAUAUGCUCUGUUUGCGGUUCGCCUAUAGGAUCUGCUAACUUAUUUCAGACUUCUUCACGUAGUCUAGACUCGGAUAUUUUUUUACACGCUUCGUGUAAACCAAAUAAUUCAUUUCACGAGAGCGCUCCUUGGUCUGGAUAUGAUGCUCAUGCUUUAGCGUGUCUUACGCUGAAUCCCUCGUUAUAUGCCAGAUUCAGUUUGCCUUUUAAAUUUGUCCGUUUCCUGUAUAAUUUAAUACAAGCUAUGAUUGUGACUCGAGUAAAUGCAUUCGGACGUUGGAGCCUCCAGUGUUAUACUGUAAAGUAUUGUGCAAGCAUAUCAGCUAUUUACGGUGAACUCAUCGAGCCAAAGAAAGUUAAACCUUUUAACCAUUCUAAAAUGAGCAGGAUCCUAGAGGAUAAUGGCAAUAUGCAGUCAAUAUUCCCUGUGAUUUCAUUACCUAUAAUUCCAACUCCAUGUACUGCGAAUCCGAAUCAAAGUAACCAAAUUACUUCAGGGAGUGUUAUUCAUUUCCCAACUGUCUUCGAGUCACCAUCUGUAACAACACAAACAAGUUUUUCUUUGCCGGGUAGUGUUAAUCCUACAAAUUUGUGUGUAUUACCGACUCCAUGUGUUGGUCAUGUGCCAAAUUUUGUGUCAAAGUCAGUUACAUGUUCUAUAGCGCCACCGACCACCUCAGUCGGUCAGUCUACUUCAAAUACAGGACAGAUACGCCCUCAAACUUCUCAACCAAUGUUCCCGAUUUGUGUCACAGUUGCUGAACAGCCUGGUGUAUCACUGAAUAGAAAAACACAGAUUCCAGUUGCACCAUGUUCUGCUGCGUCAUCGAAUAAGGCAACUGUUGUGUCGUCCGUUGCUAGUCAUUCGAGCAUUCCUAUUCAGUCGAAUUCUACAGUGUCUGUUUCUACUAAUUUGACUUCACAGAAGUCAUCUCAACAGUCGUUUCCUGUUAGUUCAAGUGUAAAUACCAUACUUGUUCAACUGGGACCAAGUGAUCUAAUCAAGCGAAGUAUGGGAAAACCACCAUUUGGUGUACUCCCUGCACAAGUCCCAUGUGAAUUAUGCCAUCAGCUAAUUCCGACGAACAUCGAUGAUCAAUAUCGCCAUAUUGUAUGUUCUCAUAAUUUUCUUGGUUGUGAUUUGUGUCCGACAUUCUGUAUGACACGCGAAGACUUAAUUAGACAUGCGAAGGUAGCUCAUGGAAUUGAAGUCGUUAAUACUCCAAUAUCUGUAAUGAAGUCACAACGUCUGUUCCACCCAAUGCCUCUUGGAAUAAUAUACCAACAACGCUUGUAA
Trichobilharzia szidati is the source of this 1917-nucleotide messenger RNA. Lineage: Eukaryota; Metazoa; Platyhelminthes; Trematoda; Strigeidida; Schistosomatidae. The record is from the annotation of a GenBank genome assembly.